AUGACCAGUUCGUAUCCCAUCCAGUCUCCUGAAUCUAUUUCGCACAGUACCUCUUCUGCCCUCACUACUCCCAUUUUGCCACUGAAGCGGGCUCGUCUUGCCCUUACUUUACCCGCGGUCACUACGAGGGCAUCACGGGCACCUGCAAACCAUGGUACCGCAUCUAUCAAUGAGAGUGCAGAGUCGAAUACUGCAGCAGCAGUGGCUCAACCAAGGCGAGUGGGUGACAUCGAUCCGGUAGAGCUACAAGAGCUUGUCAAGCUUUUGCAAGAGCGCAAGCAGAUGGAAGGCGGUCUUUUGCCAUCUCCAACACUUCGUUCAUUUCAAUCAGCACGCGAUGCUGCUGCUAGACGCGAAGAGUCUCUAGGCGGUAUUGAGUUUCACAUUGUCCACAAUAGCUUACAUCCUAGCCACCUUAUGGGGCCUAUUUAUUCACCUCAGUUAUCAACCGCUCCUAUGAACAUCUCAACUAUUAAUGGAUCUAGUUGCGGUGUAGACACUGCUUGCCCUCAGAUCGAGAUCAACCAUUCUCCUGGGGUUGAGGCCCAGCAUCUUCUUUGGCUAUUGGAACUUCUAAAUGUGUUCGCUUUGCAGUUACCUCGGAUGCCAAAGGAGUACAUCACUCGGCUAGUCUUUGAUCCGUGA
This is a messenger RNA of Protopolystoma xenopodis, 645 nucleotides long. NCBI's taxonomy places the organism in Eukaryota, Metazoa, Platyhelminthes, Monogenea, Polystomatidea, Polystomatidae. The record is from the annotation of a GenBank genome assembly.